Molecule: messenger RNA, 12917 nt
Organism: Ylistrum balloti
Lineage: Eukaryota; Metazoa; Mollusca; Bivalvia; Pectinida; Pectinidae
Product: protein dachsous-like
Exons: 20
Coding region: 1-9957 (3318 amino acids)
Biological process (GO): homophilic cell-cell adhesion
Cellular component (GO): plasma membrane
Molecular function (GO): calcium ion binding
Source: RefSeq, a predicted model, not a curated record
AUGGAAGUACUACUGAAGAUGGGCUUGUUCAAAGCAAUCUUCGUUUUACUGCUACUACCUGUGAUAUGCAGUGCUGAGGGUGAAACAAAACAAACUUUUGAGAUCGAUGAAGAAAAACCUGCGAAUUCAUAUGUUGGUCGCCUGGGCGAAGGACUUGAUGAUACUUUUGGACCUCCAUAUACCUUAAUUCCAAAUGGAGAUAGUUUGGGUUUAACCAUUGACAUUAACACAGGAAUUAUUACGACAGCUUCCGUUUUGGAUAGAGAAACAAAAUCUUCAUACAAUUUUAUCGUCAUGUCGCUGCUGACAGAUAAUCUUAUUCAAGCUGAGGUAAUUGUUCGGGAUAUUAAUGACAACUACCCAAGAUUUAAUGUGAGUAAAAGAAUAGAACUUUCUGAAAGUGCAAACACUGGAUCAUCAAUACACAUAGGAAGUGCCAUUGACGAUGACACCGGCGAUAAUGGCAUUGUUUCAUAUGCAAUUACGUCAGGUAAUGAAAAUGGGAAUUUUGAAUUAAAAGGACAGUUGUCAAAACCAUUUCUAUACCUUGAUCUUGUAAUCAAAAAACUUCUAGAUUUUGAAAAUAUUUCAAACUAUGCACUAGUUAUAAGUGUUGUAGAUGGAGGUCAGAAAACCGGAAGUGUAAUGAUUCAAGUUCCAAUUUUAGAUGCAAAUGACAACCCACCGAAAUUUGAUUUGAGUCGUUACAGCGCACAGGUAAGAGAAGACCAACUUGUUGGUAAAAGUGUCCUCAAAGUUUCGGCAACUGAUCAGGAUUCCAUGGAAAAUGCUAGGAUAACGUACACAAUGGACUAUCAGAAAGAUCCCGACAGGCAUUUCCGUGUUGAUCCAACAACAGGGAUUAUUCGAAUAAAUAAACCUUUGGAUUAUGAGAAAACGCCAGCCUUCCAGCUCUCUGUCAUUGCUUCAGACAAUGCUUCACAACCUUUAAGAGAUACAACGUCAGUAGAAAUUAUCGUCAUAGAUAUAAAUGAACAACCUGCAAAUGUCAAUUUGCUGUUUCUCUCUAACGAAACAACAGCCGGACAUAUCCCUGAAAACUCGAGUGUGGGUACACCCGUUGCGAGAAUUUCUGUCAGUGAUCCAGACAAUCCAACAGUGUAUUAUUCAAAUAUUACUGUCACUUUACAAGGUGCUGACCCAUAUUUUGGAUUAGAAACCAGUAAUAAUGUCACCUUCAUCCUUUAUGUGAAAGCUGGACUUGAUCGCGAACUUCAUCCAAAUUUUAAUAUAACAAUUCUUGCUGUAGAUGGUGGUUCACCACCACUUCAAGCUGCAAAAUCCUUCACACUUUGGAUUGAUGAUGUGAAUGACCAUGCCCCACAAUUUACCCAAAACAUUUAUGAAGCUUCAGUGCAAGAACAGGCCCAGGAGGGAUCUUCUGUCAUACAGGUUCAAGCUUCGGAUCAAGAUGCUGGUCCUAACAGCCAUAUAACGUAUGGUAUUAAAUCGCAUCUCAACAAUUCAGAUUGGUUCGAAAUUGACCCCUCUUUAGGUAUAGUUGUUGUUCGAGCUCGGGAUACUAUUGACUGUGAAGAAAACCCAAAUCCGUGGAUUACUAUUACUGCAACAGAUUCAGGAAUGCCACCGCGAACAGGAAGUGCAACUCUCAAAAUUACAGUUUUGGAUGUAAAUGACAUGCAGCCACAGUUUGCACACACCUAUUACCAUCAAAUUGUCCCAGAAAAUGUUCAAGUUGGAAGCUGUAUUCUUACGGUGUCGGCAGAUGAUCCAGACUGUAACGGGAACACCCAGUUGACGUAUCAGCUGUCCAACUCCUCCCUCCAGACCAGUGACAAAUUCACCCUGGGCAUUUCCUCUGGUGAAAUCUGUAUUAAGCAUCCCUUGGACUACGAAACUCAACAUAGCUACACCUUCCAAGUUUUCGCUGUUGAUAAUGGUGGUUUGACAGGAGACACCAGAGUUCAGAUAACAGUUACGGACAUCAAUGACAAUCGUCCUGAGUUUUACCCACGUAACUACAGUCAGAAUCUCGACUUCAUUGAGGCCACCAAUCCCAGCAAGGACAUAGUGACAGUGGUGGCGCAUGACAUUGACAGUGGCAACUAUGGUCGCGUGUUCUAUCGCAUCAUUUCUGGUUCACAGGGUGGAGCUUUCACCAUUAAUGCUCAGAGUGGUCUGAUCUCACUGUCGGCCAGUCUACCGCUGGAGGAAAAAGUCUACGUCGUGGAAGUUGAAGCGUAUGAUGGAGGUGGUCUUGCUUCUCUCCUGGCUGCCACGGUUCAUAUCAGUGUUAUGGGAAAUGGUUCCCCACGCCCCUCGUUUGAGCGUGCAACCUACAGCUUUUCCGUGCCGGAAAAAGCUGCCCAGUCAACAUUGGUGGGGCAAGUGUUGGCCAUAGUUACUCCAAGCAAUGGACAAGCUAUCCAUUACUCCAUUACCUCGGGUGAUGUAGACAACCACUUCUACAUCGACCGACUCUCUGGUAAAAUCUUCACCAAUGAUGACAGACUGGACCAUGAACAGACAACAAGUUUCCUCAUCACUGUCAUGGCAGAGACUGAUAGCCCACCUGUUUUUGGAAAAACUCAGGUGAAUAUAUCAGUAGAGGAUAUCAAUGACAACGCCCCACAGUUCUACACCCAAGAUGUCAAUAUCCAUGUUUGGGAGGACGAGGACAUGGCCGAGGUCCUCUACAAGGUCAUUGCUACUGACAGUGAUGGCGGUGUGAAUGGCACAGUGCGAUACAGUCUUGUAGAGAACAGAGACUCAACGUUUGUCAUUGACCCAGUCAGUGGAGACAUUCGGCUUCAAAAGUCACUGGAUUAUGAAGAUAUAAAAUCUUACACUCUGGUCAUCCAGGCACGUGAUAUGGGUAUCCCACCACUAAGCACCAAUACGACCCUGAAUGUGUUUGUCACCAAUAAGAAUGAUAAUCCCCCAACGUUUUUGAAGACCUUCUAUGAAGUAAAUGUUGCUGAAGAUUUGUCGCUGAGUUCAACAUUCUUGGAAGUGCAGGCAAGUGACCUUGACAUGGAUCAGAUAACAUACACACUUCAGGAAGUGAGUGACCUGUUCGGGAUCUGGCCCAACAACGGUCACAUGUAUUUGAAAAUGCCAUUGGAUCGUGAAGUGCAACAUCUGUACCAGCUGUUUGUCAUUGCUAAGGAUAAUGGAAAGCCAACACAGCUCUCUGCCACAGCCACCGUCCUUAUUCUAGUCACAGACGCCAACGACAACUUCCCUGAAUUCUCUGACAAUUUGUACAUCUUCCCUGUGUCUGAGGAUGUUGCAUCCAGAACAGUUGUUGGAUCAGUAACUGCAACAGAUAGGGACAUUGCAGACAAUGCCAAAUUGGAGUACUCCUUUGUUGUUCCCCAGACUGAAUUUAUCAUCAAUACUUACAAUGGUGAAAUCAGCACAUCAAUGGCUAUUGACAGAGAGGUCAAGGCCACAUACACCAUGAAUGUGUCAGUUCGAGAUUUUGGUGUUCCAUCUCACACUGAUACCACAGUAGUUAAAAUUGUCUUACUUGACAUCAAUGACAAUACUCCCCAAUUUACCUCAGAGAACAGAGGGACAGUGAUGGAGAACCAGGCUAAGGGCACAAAUGUUAUCCAGGUUAAUGCCAUUGAUCCAGACAGUGAAGAGAAUGGCACAGUUUCAUAUUUUUUCGAUGAACAAGGAACAGAUGCUUUAUCUUUGGCACAUUUUGAACUGGAUCCCAAGUCAGGAUGGUUAACAACUGCGGAAGUGUUGGAUUACGAAAAAAGCAUCAAAUAUCAUGUGGUUGUUGUGGCUGUAGAUUAUGGAACACCACAGAAAUCCUCAUCUGCUACCAUCACCAUUAGCGUCCUGAAUGACGUAAACGAGGGCUACAUCAACGAGGAUAUAAACAUGACUAUAGGUGUGGUUGAAAACACUCCAGUUGGUUCCAUUGUCGGCAGAGUCAAGCUUCACCAAACUGACAAUUCUAAAGUUUCUUACUUCAUAUUUGCUGGAAAUGAUUUCAGUCUAUUUUCAGUGAACCAUACCAAUGGUGACAUAUACUGCAUUAGAGACAUUGAUUAUGAAGUAUCGUCAUGGCACACCAUUGGCGUCCAUGCCAUUGACCAGAGUCUUGUUUUCCCCCAAACAAGCACCAUCAAGGUUAAUAUCAAUGUUCUAGACGAGAACGAUAAUCCACCGUUGUUUGAGAGAGACCCAGUCAUGUUGACAAAACCUGAAAACCAACAAGUUGGACAGAUUGUGUAUAUUUUCUCAGCAACAGAUCGGGAUUCUGGUGUGAAUGGCUCCAUAACCUAUUCAAUUGAGAGUCAAGAACCACAACUAGACUUUUUCAGUUUAGAUGCCAAUACAGGUACAUUGAGAAUCAAAUCUGUGAUUGAUUACGAACAGACAAAGACUGUAACACUGUUGGUACGUGCGGAGGAUAAAUCUCCUUAUCCUGCUGACCGACUUCAGUCAACUGUUGUAGUGGUCAUCACCAUUGAAGAUGAGAAUGACAAUACGCCUUUGUUCAAGAGCUACUCACCGUUACAUGUGUUAGAGAAUAUACCAGUAGGUGAUGCCGUUGUUAAACUUUUUGCAGUAGAUUUGGACGACAAUGUUGACAACAGUGGAAAUGGUGUAGUUUCAUAUAAGAUUGUUGCAGGAAAUGAUGGCUCCAAGUUUGCUCUGGACUCUCACACUGGGAUAUUGUCAAUCAGUCAUGAGCUAGACAGAGAAACAACAGGCAGUUAUACCCUGAACAUAAGUGCAACAGAUCGUGGCAUGCCUCAGCAUAUGUCAUACCUGGAAUUCAGUAUUGUGGUAGACAACGUGAAUGACAACCCUCCCACAUUCUUAAAGAGAGUGUACAAUGUUGAAGUCACAGAAAACAACAGCCAAGAUGAUUUCCUCAUCGCUUUGACAGCUACGGAUGUUGAUAUAGGGGAUGACCAGCAAAUCACCUACAUGCUUCCACCUGGAACUGCUGGGGGCAAGUUCAUCAUCAACUCUAAGACUGGUGCUCUUAAAGUGACUUCUAUACUGGACAGGGAGGAACAGAGCUCCUAUGAAUUCACAGCGUUUGUAUUUGACAAUGGCAAUCCUGUGCUGUAUGACACUGCCACAGUCAUUGUAAAAGUGACAGAUGUCAACGAUCAUACACCAGUAUUUCAACAAAGUGUUCUGGAGCUGAGGAUCCCAGAGAACAUCGAUUUGGUGGCCUUUUAUACUGUCAGAGCACAGGAUCUGGAUGAGGGCAAGAAUGGAGAACUCUCCUACACUAUCCUAGAUGGUAAUCUUGGUGAUCACUUCAGCAUUGACCGCACCACUGGUCAGUUGUCCUGUACUUACCUUGACCGCGAGGACAGGUCCUCUUACAACUUGACUAUCCAGGCUCAGGAUGGUGGAUUUAAAACUGCAUCCAUGGUCAUUCAGGUCAUGGUACUGGACGAGAACGACAAUGCACCAACAUUUAUCCAGGACAAAUAUACCAAACGUCUGAGUGAGGAUGUCCAGAUUGGAACAAUGGUCAGAUUAGUGUCAGCUAGUGAUCGGGAUGAGAACGGAAAUGGUCGAAUCACCUACUCACUUGGUAAUGAUACAGAUGGCAUGUUCAAGGUUGAUAGUGUGACAGGAAAUAUCACAACUGCCAGGCAUUUUGACCAUGAGAAAAAGUCAAAGUACAUCUUCAAGUUGGUUGCCGAGGACAACAGCCAGUAUAACAGAAAAAGCACAACUGCUACCAUAGAAGUUACACUGGACAAUGUCAAUGAUAAUUCACCAAUCUUCCAGAAUGUUCCUUAUAUUGCAAAUAUAAAUUAUAGUGUACCGUCAGGCACAUUUGUAGUCAGGGUGAAAGCUGCCGACCUUGACCUUGAUCAGAUCAACUACAGCCUCAGUACGACCUCUGGAGAUCGGUCCUUACGAUAUUUCAGAAUAGAUGCCAUUAAUGGUGAUAUAUACACUCGUGCAUUCCAGGCAGAAGCUAAAGGCUAUCAUUAUCUCCAUGUGAUAGCUAAAGACUUGGGCUUGCCAUCCAGAACAACCACUACUGUUGUACAGAUCAUGGUGGGGACAGACAGACAUGCACAUCUUAAAUUUACUUCACCAACUUACUAUGCUCAAGUUGAAGAAAAUUCUGCUCCAGGAACCUCAGUAAUCGGGGUAUUGGCACAGGUUAUGGAAGGUUCUUUACAGGGUAACAUCCAAUACGCUUUUGUGGAAGGAAACAGUGACAACAUAUUCUCAAUAUCUAGCUCUGGUGAAAUCACUGUUAAGAACAAUGACAAAUUGGAUUAUGAAACCUUUGAGAAAAUCCAGUUGUUGGUGUCGGCGAAGAAUGGCGACCUAUCGGGAUAUGCCUUGGUUGAGGUCUCUGUCCUUGAUGUCAAUGACAAUGCCCCACAGUUUGCUCAGGACCCUUACUACACCUUUAUCAGGGAGGAUGUUCCAAUUGGCACAACAGUGUCACAGGUUAUUGCUACAGAUCUAGACAGCUCGGUGAAUGGAAUGAUAUCCUACAGUAUCCUACAGACAAACGAUCAGGACAUUGUGUUUGUUAUUGACAACAGUGGACACAUAACUACCCACCUCCCACUUGAUUUCGAGAUCGUCCAACAGUAUCGCCUGGAAAUUGAAGCUGUUGACACGGGUUUGUCGUCCACAAAGACAGGAACCUGUAUUGUAACAAUUAAUGUGGUAGAUGUCAAUGACCAGUAUCCCAAGUUUCCUCCUCCACGAGAAGAAAAUGUCACAGAAACAACACCUGUUGGAUCUCAGAUUAUGAAAGUGACGGCCAAUGAUCGAGACACCUUUCCUCCACUCCUUUAUGAUUUCGACAACAAUGGUAAUCAAGAUGGCCGCUUUGCCAUUAACAAAUUUACAGGUGAUAUCAUUCUAGCCAAACCUGUGGACCAUGAGGGAACAAACCAUUACAGAGUAGCAUUGAAGGUUACUGACGGAAACAAAACAGCUACAACUGUUCGAGAUCUGUACAUCAUGGACGUCAAUGACAAUGCACCAAUGUUUGUUCAAUCAAACUAUCAGGAAUCUGUCAAAGAAAGAACGAUGGCAAACACACUGGUACUACAUGUAACAGCUUCAGAUCAUGACAGUGGAUUGAACGGCGAGAUUGUGUAUGGAAUUGAGACUGCUGUAGACACUGGCUUUACAAUAAACCCGACCACUGGUGCCAUAACGACCACCAGGGAAGUGCAGUUUGAUCCUGAUCAUCCGACAGUGCAGCUUACAGUGACAGCAACAGACAGAGGUCAGCUAGCUCGGUCAACAGCUACUUACGUCCACUUGAUUAUAGAACCAGUCAACAACAACGCUCCUCGUUUCUCUUCUUCCAGUAGCACCAUCAGCGUGGUGGAGAAUACCCAAGUUGGCUCAUCUGUUGCUCAGCUUGUCGCUACAGAUGCUGAUGUCUACCAGACAAUCCAUUACUCUAUACGCUCGGGCAACAACAACAACGCAUUCUACAUAAACCACACAUCUGGUGAAAUCUUUGUCAAUGGAAAGCUUAACAGAGAGGAGAUAGCAGAUUACGACCUUGACAUCGUUGCAGAGGACAAUGUGACCCCAAUAAUGAGAGGAUCAAUCAUGCUACAUGUGACAAUUGAGGAUGUAAAUGAUAUGGAGCCUCGAUUUGGACAGACCAAUUACACUGUGCCUCCAUUACUUGAAACCUACCCACCAAGCACCAGCUUCCUGAAGAUGCUGGCAAUGGACAGUGACCUUGGCAACCAUGCUAAGCUACACUACAGCAUUAUCUCUGGAAAUGAUGCCAAUAUAUUUGAAAUCAACAGCUCAACAGGAGAUCUGAAAAUUGCUGCUUCUAAAAGUUUGGAUUAUGAACUUCACACGAGUCAUCGCCUUGUUGUCCAGGCAACAGAUUGUUUAGAUUGCCCUGUAAAUGUGCCAAGAUUGUCUGGAAUUGCGGUGGUUGUCAUUGAUGUAACUGAUGUAAAUGAUCACCUUCCCGAGUUCCCAGUCCCAUUUUAUUACACAGUGUUUAAUGAGGAACAGUCAGUGAAGACACAAGUCUUUCAGGCAGUGGCAUUUGACGGUGAUGCUGGUCGAUAUGGCGAGCUGUCCUACGCCAUCAGUGAUGACAGGUUCUUUAGGAUUGAUCCCAUUACUGGCUGGGUGUACCCGAAAAUUGUCUUUAAUGUAGAAAGUCUGCCAACUAAUAUUAAUGACAUUCCUGGUAGUUUUUCUUUUAUUGUUACGGUCAGUGAUGGAAGAAAUGCAUCUGUAGGGGCAAGAGUUGUCAUUGGUGACAUUGAUGAAUAUCCACCACAGUUUUCCAAACCUGAAUAUGAGUUUUCUGUGGCAGGAAAUGCAGAAGUUGGAGCUGAAGUUGGACAGGUGUUAACCACUGAUGCUGACCAAGGCUCAGCAAAAAUUCCGUACUACUUUUUGAAUCGUCACAACGACUAUUUUGAUGUCAAUAUUACCACUGGUAUGAUUUAUGUCAAAUUGGGAUUUAAUUCAAAUCCAGGAAAUCGUCGUCGCAGAGAUGCAGACCACUCCCGUCACAAGAGGUCAUUGUCUGACGCUGAUAAAACACUGAUAAUAGAAGUGAAAUCAGCUGUUGCAAACUCGCGUUCGAAAAGUACGGUUGUUACAAUCGCUGUUGAUGAAUCCUGUUCAGGGUGUCAGAUCAUACCUCCAGUAACUAAAAAUCCAGAAGGCUUUGGAGGAACCACUAUGAUUAUAGUUAUAGUGUUUGUAGUUGUGUUGGUCAUUCUGAUCAUUGUCAUUGUGUUAAUAUUUGUCCGGUAUAAGCAGAGAAGUAAAAAGCCUGUAGCACAAGUUUAUGAUGCUACUGAUUUCAAUGGAUUUGAUUUCCCACAAAAUCCAGAUCAGUCGGGUGGAAUAACUUAUGAUGAGGCACCAACUUAUAGUCGGUCUAAUUCUAAUAAUAUUACCUCAGAAGUUUCAGAGCACUCUCAUCAUUCAGUGUCUAGUGGACGCGGAUCAGUGGAAGCAGAAGAUGAUGCGGAGAUUUGCAUGAUAAAUUCUCUGCAGUCUGAUUUGAAUCAGUCGAGUGGCUUCCGAAGUAAAAACAUGCCAGAUUCAGGUAUACAGGACGAUGAUAAUACUUCAGAACCAUCAGUUCAAAAUUCUAAAGACUAUUUAGCUAGACUUGGUAUAGACUCUUCACAAAUACCAACGAAAAAUAAAAAUACUUCCUUUUCUGAGGAGUCAUUACCGCCAUUUUCGGAGGAGGGUGGUGGAUUAGACACAGUGGACGAUCCACUGGAUAUAGACUAUAAUAGGCUUGGGCCUGUGGACAAUGAGCCUAGUAUCAGUGUUAUCAGUAGUUCUCACCACACUCAACCGAGAGACCUCGGCUUCCAUGAGCCCGAGCACUACGCUCAGCCGGGCUCCAUGUCAAGUGUGAUAAACAGUGAGGAGGAAUACAGUGGCUCGUACAACUGGGACUACUUACUGGAUUGGGGCCCACAGUAUCAACCCCUCGCUCAUGUGUUCUCUGAGAUUGCUCGGCUUAAGGAUGACACAAUCCAGCCAAAGAAACGACCAAUACAGACUGUGCCACAGACUAACAGUGUCAGCACAACACUAAAACCUCAGGUGAAAAUGAUUCCUCCUCCAAUGAUUACAAACGCUCCCCCGCAGGCAUUGUCACAGUCUGCCACUCGAAGGUCUAGUCAAAGUAGUGGAGGCAGUAGCUCAUACAAACCUCCUCGUACUUUAGCCAAGAGCAACAAUAUCAAAAACAAUGUCUCGUUACCUAGCAAUGCACGUUCACCCAUCACAAAUGAGGGGGGAUUCAACCCUCCUCUCACACCGUCAUUCACGCCAUCUUUGUUACCAUUGGCAACAGGAGCGCCAGUCGCAGGCACACCUAAUCAUAGCGGACAUGGCAUACCUAAUAGACAGCAAAUGGGAGUCCCUAUGGGCCAUCAGUUGGUUAUCUCCCCUCCUCAUGAGCAAGAACAGGAGCUACGGAUCUAGUGAAUGGGUCAGUGUUGAAGCUUCACAACAUUUUAUAAAAUCAUUAGUGUACCUCAAAGUUUUAAGUCAUAUGACAUGAGCGCAACGUCAUGCGACUGAUGAUACAGGAGGUAUCGUCUUCCAUAAAAAUUGGUCAGAGCAACCCUGAAAAUCGGACAAUAUAUUCAUUCAGGGACCUAUUUUUAUUGUUAACAUUUUAUUGAGGUAUGAAAUAUCUCUAGUUUUGUAAUUCAAAAAUGCAUUAGCAAAAAAGUAUAGCUGUGAUAUGAUUUUAAUGCAUUCGUAUGUUCAAAUAUUUUUACUUUAACAUUUGUAUUACACAUAUUUGAAUCUUGUGGGUCGUCCACAAAGUUUAAAUAAUACCCAGUGUCAAAUGGUUGCUAUCAAAGUGACGCAGAAGUUGAAUGUUUGUAAUUAUGUUUAAAUGACCUCCUAGUUGCACUAUAAACUUAUCGCUCUGUAUGCAUUGAAAAUAGUGAAGAUAUCCCAGUUGUUUUACAUUUCCAGUUUACAGGCAAUCUCAUAAUACUCUAGACAAUGGUCUAUUCCCCAUUGUUUUUAUUGCCUGAACAUUUAGCCCUCCAUACCAAAUGACAAGAUAUUAAACUAGCCAAAUAUUGUAUCUAACAAAUAGAAAAACAUGACAUUAACAGGAAUGUGAUUUAAAACAAUAUGACACGAAGUGGAAACUUUUCUAUGUAUUAGAAAAUCAGUUAAUUUUUCUUGUCUUUUCUAUAAGCUACCAGCUAAUCACUUUACUGUUGUGUAAUAAAUGUAUGUUUGAACAAUCAUUAAUUUUUUUUUUUAAUUGAAUCUAUAUUUGAUGCUCCAUGUAAACUGAUUCAGUGACAUUCACCAAGAACUUCUUCUGCAUGACAGGCUGGUCAAGGUCAUUUAGUGUCAUUCCAAAACAUGUAGUGCCAUCUCCUUCAGCUAUGUCAUUAGUUCAUUCGUAGAAUUAAUUAAGUUCAUUCUUUCAUCAUAGGAACUCUAUGGGAGCAAUUUAUUUUUCUUCAACUGAAUUCCUUUAAAAAAUUAAUACCAAAAUUGAUCAACUUGAUACAUUUUUAAAAUUUUACUUUAGGAUCUACAACAGGGAUUUUAAUCUGUAGAUGCAAUAUUUUAAUUAGUUGAUGCAUGUCAUGGCAUGCCCUUGUAUGUUAAGUACUGUGUCCUUAAAAUUAACUCAGAUUUUCUUACCGUUUUUUACUAGCUUAUGUCCAUGUUUGUGAUUCAAAGAUAUCUUCCAAAUAAUUAUAAUGUACUCUAUACCAACUUUUUUCUUUUAUGUUACUUUUUAAAAAUAUGUUUUAAGUGUAUUUGUUGAUAAACAUGAAUGUUACUAACGCAAUACAGUGUGAAUGCAAGAUAUAAUUCAUUUCCAAAUAUGUUGUUAUUAGAUUUAUAAUUUAAUGUAUAAUGACAGAGAAUUUGUUCAGCGUUAAAAAACAUGAAUCAUUUGCGUAAGCUCAUAUGAAAGAAAUAUCGUAAUAUUUUAUUAGUUCAGUUUACCAUUGAAGUGAUUGGGUAGGUAUCUUUAUAAUGAUGUGAGAUUGCGUAUUCAUGUUAGAGUGGUGUAGAUUUUACAGGAUGAUAGAUGCUGAUUUGAUUUCAUUAAAGUGUUGUUAAAUGUUGUUUUAGGAAUGGAAGGAUAUGUUUAACAUGCAUGUUGAGAUGGAAAUCCGUGGAUAUUAUAUUGUUGACACAAAUAGAUCAUUUUUUAGCUUUACUAUUUUUUUGUUGUAUCUUGAAUUUGCCAUCAGAACAAAAUAAAAUCAACAUUUUAUUCACAAAACCAUUGAAAUGAUUUCAUUUCCUUUUUUGCAAAUUCAAAUUUCAGUUAAAAUGAUUUUAACUUGUAAAUCUCCAAAAAGCAGUCCAGAUGAACAGGUGAUGCAGAUGUGAACUUAAUUGUGUUAGAUCUGUAUAAAACUGAUAUUUACUACAUCACAUGAUUUGUUCUCAUCAAAACUUGAUCAUUAAGAAUUACAUGGAUUCCUUGGUAAUAACAUCACUUUGUCAAAAACUCAUUUACGUAAAAUUUGACAAUGUGAUACUUUCUUGAUUUAAAAACAAAAUAUGCAUGUAAUGUUCUAAUAUUCUUGCACAUUACACACAUGAAAGCAAUAGUUUUCAUAUAAGAAAAAUCAAUUUGACUUAAAUAUUUGUAAUUGUUUCUGUCUUGAAAUAAUGAAGUAAAGAACUUUUUGAAGGGAUUAUAAAGUUAGGAAACUGACAUUAAGGAUUGAGAUAUUGUUAGGGAAUUUCAUUCACACUUUAUUUUACAUACACCUGUUAAAGUGAGCAAAAUUUUGGAUAUUUGAAUUAUCACUAUUACAGUGGUGCUUCAUUUUAAAGUAUUUUAAUUCAAACAUAAAAACACAUUAUAUGCAAGUACAUACCGUGUAGUGCUAUGAUUAACUUUCUUGUUCAAUUUUUUAUUUAAAAAAUAGAGAUAAUUACUAUGUGUGGGAAAUUUCACUAUUUAUGUGCUUUGGCCGAUGAAGCAAAAAAAAAUAGUCAGAAGUUAUUUGUUGUAACUGAUAUUAUGUAUCUUUUUGGAAUGUUUGGAUGAAUUCAACACUAGACAAAUAUAAAUAAUUUUAUGUAAGGGUGAAAGGAAAUUCUAGGUGAAUAUUUCACUGGGUAUUAUAGAGUACAGCUAGACACAUUAGGAUCAUCCAUGUUAAUCAAAAUUAGGAAUUUUUUUAAGGUUGUAACAAAACUUAGGUUAGAGGUAAAUAGUGGUCAUUCAUUCCUGUAUAUUAACUUGAAAUGUUUCUGUAUGUAUGUGUCUGAUAUUUGAUGUUACAUUGUGUCAAAAUGUCUCACUUCUUUUUCAAAUUGAGAUGUAGAACUUUGAAAAAGUUCAGCAUAUCAUUAAAUGUUUAAUUCUUUUUGUCAUAUUCAUGAACAAAUUUAAUAAAUUAAUAUUUCCUUGCAAUGAUAUUCUGCUGAGA